This is a messenger RNA of Heterotrigona itama, 837 nucleotides long. NCBI's taxonomy places the organism in Eukaryota, Metazoa, Arthropoda, Insecta, Hymenoptera, Apidae. The record is from the annotation of a GenBank genome assembly.
AUGCCGCGCAUUCCACAGACCGUCCAAAUUGGUUUUGGCACUAUGCGUAACAUCUGCCCAACAUUUGGCUCGCGUUAUAUUUCGCAAAGGUCGCCUGCACGGUCCUCGUGUUACCAGCGCAUCAAUGAAUCGUUUUUUCAGCACAUCGUUACUUCCUCUGCGCUGCCGUCUCCGCCAGCUUUUCUAAUAGAGUACAGUGAUAUAUCGGAAGUGAUAUACAUCGGGAAAUGGAAAUUGCAGGAGGACAUGGUGUGUCUCUCCUGCACCGCAACUGGCGAAAGGGUUUGCCUCGCAGCCGAGGGGUUUGGUAAUCGACACUGUUUCCUUGAGAACAUCGCAGACAAGAACAUACCACCUGACCUGUCGCAAUGCGUAUUCGUAAUAGAACAGGCUCUCUCGGUGAGAGCUCUGCAGGAAUUGGUUACCGCUGCCGGUUCCGAGACGGCGAAGCUUGCUGGUGGACUGUGCAUCCAGCGUCGAAACAGAGGUCAGAGGGUGAGAAGGUCCGAGUCGGUGAUGACCUUAUUCUGGUAUCUGUGGCCACCGAGAGAUACUUAGUAAGCAACAUGAAUGAAAAGCAAUCACAUUUCUAUUUUAGUGUCCUAAUAAUCCUUCCUCAGCCCGGCAGUGCACAUGUGGUACUUGUGCAGGGUGUUUGCGAACAAUCAGUAAGAAGUAACAUUUAUUGUAACGUUAUUAUCAUUAUUCGUAUGCAAUAAUACAAAUGUAACAUUUGUUAUGUUAUACGAAUACAUUUCGUGUUCGUUUACAAAAUCAAAAUUAAUGUUAACUUCGUUUUAGAGAGUUCUCAAGAAACGAUGUGUGCUGCUGGAUUAA